Messenger RNA from Monomorium pharaonis (pharaoh ant), 552 nucleotides. Its product is annotated as putative nuclease HARBI1. The transcript is spliced from 5 exons. The record is from RefSeq and is a predicted model, not a curated record. The coding region runs from base 1 to 552 and encodes 183 amino acids. NCBI's taxonomy places the organism in Eukaryota, Metazoa, Arthropoda, Insecta, Hymenoptera, Formicidae.
AUGUAUCUAGUGGUCUGUGAUGCACAACGUCGCAUUUUAGAUAUUGUUGCCAGAUGGAGGGGCAGCGUUCAUGAUUCCCGGAUAUGGGAUUCAAAUCAUUUGAAGGAAGAGUUUGAGGAAGGCAGAAUGACAGGGAUACUAUUAGGAGAUGCAGGUUAUCCUUGCAGGCCGUAUCUCCUAACUCCAUUCUUGAAUCCUCAAACUCCUUGCCAAGAAAGGUAUACAGGGAUUUUUCAAAAUACUGAUUACGAAUUCACCAUCAGAUUUCAACGAUUUUUCUUCAAAAUGGUGGUCGAUAUAUCGACCACCGUGCCGCAAAGGGUUAAAGCAUUACAUAAUGACAUGCAAAUAUCUUUGAUAACAGCGAAGAUUGCUAUCAUAGCAAUGGCUAUUCUCUUCAAUAUACGGAAACAAUUUGACCAUUUUGAUUAUGAUUCAGAUGAUGAAAAAAACAACAGUGAAAAUGAAGAAGAUAAUGCAGCUAUCCCAAAUAGAGCUGCACAAUCUGAUACAGCAUUUAGAUUAGAAUUUGCACAACGACAUUUUUCUUAA